UAGAAAUGUUUACACGAAAUAAUUUUCUAAUCUCAUGAUCUUAGAUCCUGUUUAUGUUUGACGUUUGAUCUCACUAUUUAUUAUAGACAUUUUUAAUUUUGCUUCCAAAAGCAACCGGCUGUCAGACUCAUUUUAGAGAUGAGCUGAUGGUUAGCACAUGUCCGGUCGCGACCAAGACUGGCAGACUAAUGAGUCUUCUUCAGUCACCAAAGAACCUUCGAUGGAUGUUUGGAUUUCUUCUUGUUCUUGUUUGUCUCGUGUACUUGGCCAGUAACUCCAACUGGUGUCAAGCUGCUUUCGUCCAGGCUUCAUAUUCGUCAGACAGAACGUACUCUGUGUGGCCACCAUUUUUACUUCCCUCACAAUACAACCAGGACUGGUUUAUAACAAAAUGUGUGAUAGGUUUCCACUUUUCUAUCACGGAUCUCAGCAGCAUUCUUCAGCAAUGGUCAAAAUCCAAAGACCCAUCAUGCAGAAAUCUGUUUAAAAGGUUUUCGUCUGUGUACGAUGUGGAGAAUCGCAAGGCACCUCUUCUGUUUCCAGGGCCAUUUCAGUCGAAAGUUCGACUCUGGGUUGGAAACAAUGAGAAGCUCUUUCAGCAAGCAUUCCAUCAGGAGGUGAUAAAUGUAUAUAAUUAUUUUACUCGGGAACAUACCAUUUACAACCCAUUAAGAGACAAACGACCUAUCACCAAACCAAAAGAACCUGAAGAAGUUUAUAUUGAGAGGCUGAUCUCUGAAAGCAAAAACUCUUGUGAUUUUUGUCAUUAUCGAAAUUUCACUGCCGAACACACCAUGCAUCGCCUGGAGUCGAAAUUUGCCUUCACGGCUUCAAAUGCGUUUAAGAUGGACAAGUGGCACGCCCUGUUUGCUCUCAAGAAACACCACCCCUUGAACUGGUCCCUUGAUGAGUACAUGGACCUGAUGAACUUGUCCGUCAAAUGGUUCCAGGCAGCCAGUACGUUUGACGAGAGUGCCCAGUAUCCAGUGAUAGUCUGGGACAUAUUGCCUCAUGCUGGCGCUAGCCAGGUCCACCCUCACAUGCACGGGUUCAUCGACCCAACACACUACCAUGGUGUGGUUGAAAUGUGGAGGACUGCAGGGGAAGACUAUUACCGCCAGUCUGGAAAGAAUUAUUUUCAAGAUCUUGUCAACUUUUACUCUGCUCUCGGACUCACUGUUGAACAUGGAAAUGCUGUAGCGUUUGCCAAUUUAGUUCCUAAGAAGGAUAAUGAGAUAGUAGUGAUGAGUCCGGUAGCUGGUGAAAGUUUUUUUCAGUUGAUAUUCUUUGUCCUCAGGGCUUUUAUAGAUGAUCUCAACAAAUAUUGCAUUAGCAUGGGUUUUGGACUGCCCGCUUUGAAAAGUUCACAUGGUCGUAUUCCGGCUUAUGCUCGUAUUAUAACGCGAGGUCCGGUAGCCGACGUCCGAACAGAUAUGAGCUCUCUUGAGUUGUUUGCGGCUACCAAUGUGAACAUUGACCCCUGGAAGGCGAUUCUCUAUAUAAAAGAUUCUGUUGAGAGAAGAUCGAAAAAUUUAUAGCAUAUGUGUUCAGAACUUUACAUACACAAUUAAUUUAUUUUUGUAUUUUCCAGUCAUUGUCAAUCUCUCUCUAUUAUAUAUAUAUAUUGAUACCCUUUGUGACCCACCUGACACAUUUUUACUCACUUCAUUUGUUUAGUUCUUAGAUUUAGGCAUGAAGGAGGGCUUAAAAGCAUUGAUGCAAAUAUUUUAACCCUUUUCAUAAUUAUGAUGAUCAUGUAAAAAUUCUUGCAGAUAAACAACACAACACCCCAAACCACAAUGUAAUUCUGGUAUUUCCAUAGUCAAAACUGAUCCUUAAAUUUUUUUAUUAUGACUUUGUUAAAAAUAUAACCAACACAAAAUAUUUUAGUUUUUUAAAAAGUGGUGUGCUAGUGCCUUUAUAAAACAUACUGUGUGCCUUUUUCAUGUAGUGUUCUCACGGUUUUGUGUUCUCUUCCAUGUUAUAAACCCUGGCAUGCAGGGGUGGAUCCAUGAAAUAUUUUAUGGUUAGGACUAACAGGAAAAACAUGUACCAACUCAUAGAUAGGGAAUCCCAAUUAAAAACAAAGCAAAAAAGAGCACAAAUUAAUAUUUUUAGGGUGAUGGGUCCCCUGUCUACCACACCUCCGACUCCCAACCCUGGAUCCGCCCCUGACCUGGAGUUAAUGAACAGCUAAUGCUGUUUACAGAGUUGUUGAUUUUGUGUUACAUGUUUCACAUCGUGUCAUUUACCCCGACAGUCCCAGUUUAUGAAAUAUUUUUUUUUAUUAUCAAGUAGUUUAUAUAGAUAUAAAAUUGUAUUUAUUGAUUUAGGUUUUUUCUCAAGACAUAUGACUGGCUGCUCCUACAUGAUGACCAGGUCACCAG
Gigantopelta aegis is the source of this 2387-nucleotide messenger RNA. RefSeq lists its product as uncharacterized. The coding region runs from base 147 to 1538 and encodes 463 amino acids. The transcript is spliced from 13 exons. The record is from RefSeq and is a predicted model, not a curated record. NCBI's taxonomy places the organism in Eukaryota, Metazoa, Mollusca, Gastropoda, Neomphalida, Peltospiridae.